Molecule: messenger RNA, 2597 nt
Organism: Archocentrus centrarchus (flier cichlid)
Lineage: Eukaryota; Metazoa; Chordata; Actinopteri; Cichliformes; Cichlidae
Gene: pofut4
Product: protein O-fucosyltransferase 4
Exons: 5
Coding region: 234-1730 (498 amino acids)
Cellular component (GO): Golgi membrane
Molecular function (GO): alpha-(1->3)-fucosyltransferase activity
Source: RefSeq, a predicted model, not a curated record
CCCAAAGAAGAAGAAAAUCAGGACUGGAAAUAAAAAUUCAGCCGUUAACUGAUGUUAGGGGAUAUUUCGGUAGCCACGCUCAUUAAAGCAGGCUUUUAUGAAAAGUAGCUUUAUUUGUUUUAUUUUGUAAGAUAGGAAAAAUCACUUUAAUGCGUUUCCUGCGGAGAACAUGGUAGGAAACAGCGUGAAUGCUCUGCUAUUUCUCCAUGCUAUGAAAACACUGACACCAUAGAAUGGCGGAUAGGAGUAGGCUGCUCCCCUGUGUGUGUCUGGGGCUUUUCGGGGUCCUGUGCUGGGUCUGGGUCUCCUUUGCCUCCUUUCCGGAUGACCAGCUGCUUCCCCUGGAGGUCUUGGAUGCAGCUGAUCGAGGAGCCUUUCAGCCUCAGAGUGCUCUGUCAGAGAUGGAGUUUGCCUCCGUCGUUUCAUACAGGGGACCAGGGAACACCGACCGUCGCAGUAACAAGGAGCUCCCCAUUCUCCUCUGGUGGAGCGGUGGGCUGUUCCCACAUUUUCCUGGCGACACUGAGCGCAUCGACUGUGCCACGUCCUCCUGCCUGGCCACAAGCAAUCGUAAGGUGCAGCUUUACAAACGGACAACAUCCAUCAUCUUUUAUGGGACAGACUUCCGGGCAUAUGAGGCACCUCUCCCUCGUCUCCGCCACCAGACCUGGGCACUGUUCCACGAAGAGUCACCUAUGAAUAACUAUGUCCUCUCUCAUGGGCCAGGAAUCCGGCUGUUCAAUUACACCGCCACAUUUCGCAGGGAGUCAGACUACCCCCUGACCCUCCAGUGGCUUCCUUCUUUGGAGUACUUGCUGGAGCCUGUAGCUGUGUCCUUGGAAGAGAAGAACCGCCUGAGGAGGGAGGGCCUGGCUCCAGUGCUCUACAUGCAGUCUCACUGUGAUGUACCAUCAGACAGGGACAGAUAUGUAAAGGAACUCAUGAAGUACAUUAAGGUCGAUUCUUAUGGGAAAUGCUUGAACAACAAGCCCCUACCAGAAUAUCUGGAGGACACAGCCACUGCUACUGGUGAAGAACCCAAAUUCAUGAGUUAUGUUGCACGCUACAAGUUCCACCUGGCCCUAGAGAAUGGCCUGUGUCCAGAUUACAUGACUGAGAAGCUGUGGCGGCCUCUCCACCAGGGAUGCGUGCCCGUUUAUCGAGGCUCCCCCGUGGUGGCGGACUGGAUGCCCAACGACCACUCGGCGAUCAUCAUAGAUGACUUCCCCUCACCCAAAGCUCUCGCUGACUUUCUCAUAGGUCUAGAUGAGAAUGAUCAUGAAUAUGCUAAAUAUUUAGAAUUCAAGAAUCCCAGCCGGAUCACUAAUACGCGUUUGCUAGAAGCACUGGAGACCCGUGAGUGGGGGGUUAAUGACAUGAGUAAACCCAACUACUUGAAUGGAUUUGAAUGUUAUGUGUGUGACCAGGAGAAUGCACGAUUAGCAGCAGAGCGAGCAUACAAGAAGGCCCCUAAGACGAACCGACCUCCUCAGCCUAAAAUGGCCAGUAACUCUCACAUGGGAUGCCCACUCCCCAGCCCGGGCUAUGGCGAGGCCCAGGACUUACCUUCAGAUGAUGGAUGGUUGCAAAUAUGGCCUCAGGAUUACUGGCAGAGCCUCGACCAAGCAGAGGGGCUGGAGUCUCUGAUAAGACACAACGAGUCAGACCCUUCUCUGCUGUGGAAGCACAUCCAAAACAUUGCUGUGAGCAGAGCCAGAGGAAAACAGUGACACGGGACUCAAAACAAACAGAGGAUGGAGUCCGUCCAGGAUUAUAGGGGUGUCCCAGAUUAUGCAUCCCCUCUUGUUUAAAUGAGGGAAUGAAGCAGACAUUGCUCAUAGUUUUGCAGCUGAGCCAAAACCCCCUUUUACCCCUGUGAGUAGUUGAGUUAUACUGAAACAAAUUUUGCUAUUCUAUUCAGCUGACAUUAAACUUUACCUUCAUCCCAUGCUCAGUAAUGGGAAAAUAAUGUUGUAGACUGUUACAUGCUAAUAUUUUCAACUUGUUUUAUCACCGUAACUGAGAUUCCAUUAUAUUGCCUAUAGUUAGCAUUAACUACCUGAAGGACCAUUGUUCCAGAUGGGUACAUUCUCAUGGGAUGCAGCUUUUCAUUGGACUGGGGCAGAGCCAAAGACUUGUCUUCUGUGCCACGGGAGCUCUGCCUAACUGUGUGUGAAGACCAUCAAGACAGUAGCCAAACGACUGCAUUAGCUUCUUCACAGUUACUCAGCAGGUAGCUGAUGGUUAUUAGUGAAAGUCCCAUUUACGUGCAAAGGUAUUGUGACUAUGCAAGAAAAAUAUUUCACCAAGCAGAGGAGAGAGGCGAAUGUAAUUUUAGUACAACUUUGCAGUGGGACGUCACCGCUGUAUUUGCAACAGUCGUUCUCAGGAUCAGCUCAGCUCGGAACAACUCUGAAUCUUUGUGUUUGAAUAUCAUAUUUUCUGUUACGUCACGGUAGGACCAUGUGCAAUAAUUUGUAGUCAUUCUUUUCUAGAACAUUCUUGAGACUCACGUGUCUGCUAGCAAACUACUUUUAUAUGAUGUGUUUACACCAGAAUUAUAGAAAUCAUUUUUAUUUUAUUUUGCUAACAAAGCA